UUCUGCUGAGAGACUGUUUUUGGGUUGUUAUCUCGGGUUGAUGAGCUUUAGUUUGUUGGCUGCUGAAUUGUAUAAAUUGCAUUGGUCUUCUCUUCUUUCUUCUCUUUUUCAUUGUUUCGCCAGUAUCCACAAUGACUAAAAAUUCUGUUCAAGAUGAGGUCUUGUUUGAGACCAAAAAUGAUGUUAAAAUUAUCACAUUGAAUCGUCCAAGAAAGCUCAAUUCAUUGAAUUUGAAUAUGUGUUCAUUGAUUUUCAAUGAACUACUCAGGAUUCAUUCUGAUCCUUCAAUCAAAUUGAUUAUUCUUCAAUCAAACAUUCCCAAGGCCUUUUGUGCAGGUGGUGAUGUUGUUGAGUGCUGCACAAAUAACUUGAACGACGAUAUCCUGAAAAGCUGUGAAUUGUUUUAUUUUGAAUAUUCAAUGAACUAUUUGUUGACGAUUUAUUGUUAUGAAAAGCCUAUUAUCUCGUUUAUCAAUGGAAUUACCAUGGGUGGUGGAGUAGGAUUAAGUUGUCAUACACCAUUUAGAAUUGCUACCAAUACAACCAGACUUGCAAUGCCUGAGAUGUUUAUCGGGUUUUUUCCAGAUGUUGGUACCACAUUUUUAUUACCAAAAUUAGAUGAUCAUUUGGGUUACUAUUUAGCAUUAACAGGUGAACAGUUGUUAGGUUAUGAUAAUUUAAUUGCAGGCACUGCUACUCAUUUCAUUGAUUUUGAGAAGUUUGACGAUGUUAAAAACGAUUUAGUUAAUUUAAGUUUAUCUCAUUAUAACAAUAUUGAUGGGGUUUAUAACGAAAUCAAUAAUGUUUUAGAGAAUUAUUCAAAUACAAUUCCAUCAGAUCACAAAUUUAAAUAUUCAAUUCAUGAAUUAAAAUUAAUUGAUCAAUUAUUCACUCGAUUUAAAAAUGAUAUUGACGGAUUGUUCAAUGAAUUGGAAUCACAUAAAGCCACUAAUAGAUUUUAUCAAGAAACUUUAGACAUACUAUUAAAAGGCGACAAAUCUUUGUUAUCCUUAAAAUUAAGCUUUAACUUAUUAAAACUUGGAUCUAAUUCAAAUAAUUAUGAUGCAUUAAAACAAGAACUAAUAAGUGCACAAAAUAUUAUGAUCAAUAAAAAUUUAAACGAUUUUAACGAAGGUGUUAAUAAAAAACUAAUCUUAAAGACAAAUAACCCAAUUUGGAAAUUCGAGUCAAUUCAUGAUAUCUCAAAGGAUCAAAUCGAUUAUUUAUUAAAACUUAAUGACAAUAUUCCCUACCCAGAUUUAGCCCAUGGAGAUAUCUCAAUUAAAAAAUUUGAUCAAUAUCCCUAUAAUUAUACAUUACCAAAAGAUGAUGAGAUCUUGUCAAAGAUUAGACGAUUUGAUCUUAAAAAUAAAAAAGAUAUAAUUGACCAUUUGGGAACUAAAAAAGGCACUGAAUGGAAAGUCAAUUAUUUCUUUGAAAAAAACAAGCAUGAAUCUAAUUUAUAGACUUCUUUGUCGUUUGCUUCAUAGUUUUAUGUUAGAAAAUAGAACAUAAGAAAUACAAAAAAUAAAAUAUAUGAACGAUACCAACGCAUACACAUGCAUAUACACACAUACACACGCCUGUAUAAUAUAAACAAUCUUGUGAAACAGUGAAAAC
This is a messenger RNA of Ascoidea rubescens DSM 1968, 1620 nucleotides long. Its product is annotated as mitochondrial 37S ribosomal protein mS47. Bases 132 to 1466 code for a protein of 444 amino acids. The transcript has a single exon. The record is from RefSeq and is a predicted model, not a curated record. Gene Ontology annotation, molecular function: 3-hydroxyisobutyryl-CoA hydrolase activity. NCBI's taxonomy places the organism in Eukaryota, Fungi, Ascomycota, Saccharomycetes, Ascoideales, Ascoideaceae. Gene Ontology annotation, cellular component: mitochondrion. Gene Ontology annotation, biological process: L-valine catabolic process.